Molecule: messenger RNA, 8935 nt
Organism: Morone saxatilis (striped sea-bass)
Lineage: Eukaryota; Metazoa; Chordata; Actinopteri; Moronidae
Product: bone morphogenetic protein receptor type-2-like
Exons: 19
Coding region: 284-3907 (1207 amino acids)
Biological process (GO): protein phosphorylation; vasculature development; BMP signaling pathway
Cellular component (GO): signaling receptor complex; plasma membrane
Molecular function (GO): ATP binding; transforming growth factor beta receptor activity
Source: RefSeq, a predicted model, not a curated record
GUCUGGAUGAGGACGCAGAGAAACGGAGCGCAGCCUCAUUUCUGCGGAUUUUCUGAUCCUGCUAAAGAACCUGCACCUGGAUCCGGAUCGAUCCUGAAGACUGGAGUCCGGACCGAGCCGAGCCGAGCCGAACCCAGCCGACCCGAACCGAACUGGACCAGAACAGACCGGGAAUAUAAAGACAGACAGGCUGCUUCAUCCUGCAGAGCGGAGUCAUCCUCCCCGAGGAGGAUAAUCUGACCCAGGAUCAGUGAUGUUGUCUUCAGUGUGACGUGGAUCCAACAUGACCGCCGUGUGGAGAUUAACAGUGUGUGUGUGCGUCCUGCUGCUGUCUGCUGCGAACGGUUUCCAGUCGGAGGACAUUGAAUGUGCCUUCACUGACACCCUGCAGGGGGCGGAGCCUCAUGACGGACCCGCCAAUGAGCUGCGAGGAGUGGUGCGAGAAAACGGCACGGUUCGCUGCAUCCGUGGCUCCCGCUGCUAUGGAUUGUGGGAAAAGAGACCAGACGGGGAAACACACCUGGUCAAACAAGGUUGCUGGACUUACACCGGCAGCCAGCAGGAGUGUCGUGGCGACCGUUGCCUGGUAACAGCGACGCCGUCUCAGAUCCAGAACGGCAGCUACCGCUUCUGCUGCUGCAGCCAAAACCUCUGCAACGCCAACUUCACCGAGCCCCCGCCCACCGCAGACACCCCCGCCCUGAGGCCGAUGAAGACAGAUGGGCGGGACGACGGACAGACAGCUCACCCGGCGCUGCGGCGGGAGGAGACGGUGCUCAUCGCCCUGGUAACCGUCGCCAUAGCAGCCAUUGUCAUCAUAGCGUUGUUCCUGGGAUACCGCAUGAUGAGAGGGAAGAAGCAGAAACACAGUCUGUCAGCUCUGGAUGUUUUGGAGGCAGCAAACACAGACACUGCUGUCGACCUGGAUAACCUGAAACUACUGGAGCUGAUUGGUCGGGGUCGUUACGGCACGGUGUUUCGCGGCUGCCUUAACGAGCGCUGCGUUGCUGUCAAACUCUUCAGCUCGGCCAACCGGCAGAACUACGCCAACGAGCGCUCCAUCUACUGUCUGCCACUGCUGCAGCAACACGACAACAUCGCCCGCUUCCUGACCGCCGACGAGAGGACAACGGCGGACGGACGACCCGAGUUCCUGAUCCUGAUGGAGUUCUACCCUCAUGGCUGCCUGUCUCGCUACCUGUCGCUCCACACAGUGGACUGGUCUACCUGCUGCAGGAUGACUCACGGUGUCACCAGAGGACUCGCCUUCCUGCACACUGAACUGUACAGAGGAGACCAGUAUAAACCAGCGGUGGCCCACAGAGACGUGACCAGCAGGAACGUUUUGGUCCGAGCUGAUCUGUCCUGCGUCCUCGCCGACUUCGGUCUGUCCAUGAGGCUGACAGGAAGCCGGCCCUGUUGCCCUGGAGACGACGACACCAUGGCCAUAUCUGAGGUGGGCACGGUGCGGUACAUGGCUCCAGAGGUUCUGGGUGGAGCUCUGAACCUCAGGGACUGUGAGUCGGCGCUGAAGCAGGUGGAUGUUUACUCUCUGGGUCUGCUCUACUGGGAGAGCUUCAGGAGGUGCUCACACCUGUUCCCAGAUGAAGCAGUGCCGGAGUUCCAGUUGGCGUUCCAGGCGGAGUUGGGGAAUCACCCGAGCUUCGAGGACAUGCAGAUACUCGUCGCCAGAGAGAAAUUCAGACCCAGAUUCCCUGAAGCCUGGAAAGAGAACAGUCUGGUGUUGCGUUCGCUGAAGGAGACGAUGGAGGACUGCUGGGACCAGGACGCUGAAGCUCGACUAACCGCUCAGUGUGCAGAGGAGAGACUGUCUGAACUCACACUGCUGAGUUCACACACUGCGGUACACAACCACAGGAACCUGUCUCACGGUUGCUGGCCUCCUCAGGCUGCCUCCACCUCCUCCUACAUUGAGGAUCUGCAGGUGGGCGUGGUCAAAAACCUCCAGGGAGAUGGCCACCCAGUAUUGGUCGUCAAGACGACCACGAGCGGAGCUGAAGGUGCAGAAAAGAAUAGAAACUCCAUCAACUAUGAACGGCAGCAGGCACAGAGUCAGGCUCGAUCGUCCAGUUCAGACAGCAGCGUGUCGACCGCCCGGACAUCGGCCACCGUCCUCUGCAGCAUCUCUGAGUCUGAACACAGUGGCGCUGUGCCCAGGGUCCCGGUUCGCCUGCAGCUGACAGAAGAAGACCUGGAGGCCACCAAACUCGACCCCAAAGAGGUCGAUAAGAACUUGAGGGAAAGUUCUGAUGAAAUCUUGAUGGAACAUUCACAGAAACAGUUUGGUACCACAGAGCAACAAACUACCAACCUGCUGUACCAUCAGAUACUUCACACUGCUGAGGCCAGUAAUUCGGCGUGGACUCCUCAGGGUGAACUGGGGGCUGUUGGUGGGGUCGAUAUCCCUCCUUCCUCCUCCAUCCACCCUCUCCCCAAACAGCAGAACUUGCCCCAGAGGCCAACCAGCCUCCACCUUCUCCCCAAAACCAAGGAGACCACCUCAGCCUCUUCUCGACUUAAGCUGGGAAAGCUCAAGUCAAACCACAGACAGGUGGAAACAGGUGUUGCUAAAAUGAACACGGUAACAGUCGCCACGGCUGUAGAGCCCCACCUGGUAACCACGGUGACUAACAACCCCAGCAUGAGAGGUGGUGUCGCAACUGGGAACCGAGUCCAGCCGUUAAUGGUGGUCGCCAAUGGCUACAGCGCAGGUGUCCCCACCCUGGUGACAAAUGGUAUUGUGGGCGGAGGUCGAACCAAUCCAGCAGGGCCGCAGCUGGAAGAGGAGGACAAGAUGGCGGGAGGGAUAAUGGGAGGAGAGGAAAAUUGUAUGAACCUGCUCAACCCCAGCCCGGAUGAACAUGAACCACUGCUGAGCAGAGAACAACCGCCUGCUGAGAGCACACCCCUUCCUCAUCUGCAUCAUCAUCAUCAGCCACGACCUGGAAACAUCCUGUCGGGACGAGGCUCAAACUCCAACAACAACAACAACAGGAUAGCGUUGGGAUCUGAUGUCAAGAUCCAGAAUGGUUCAGAGGUCAGUCGGGGAGGAGGCACUAAACCUGAGCCACCCCUGGCAAGUCAGCAGAUCGGUGGAUCCCCUUCUACUGGUCCAGUUUCAAAUCUGGAAAAUAAAAUUCUGCUUUCUGGUCCAGCAGGAAGUACUACAACCAGCCAACCAGUAUUGACCCCUCAAUCCACCAGAAGCCCAAAGGCUCAUCUGGUUCAUUCUACUGCCACUGCAAACCCAUCUUCACAAGCACAAGAACCCGCCACUAAAACCUCAACCUUGUCUUCAAAAGAUGGCCUUACCGUUGCUCCAGAAAUUCAAGAUUCAGAUACAGAAGCUCCAGAGCCAGAAGCUCCAUUCAUGAAUCAAGAAGCUUCAUCUUUAAACGUUCCAUCCUCAGAAACAACAGCUCUUGCAGAAGCUUCAGCUAUAAAAAGUCCAACCUUAGAUCCACAAACUCUGGGUCUGUUGCGGCCCCAGAUGGGACAGGCCAAAGCCAAGAGGCCUGAGCGUCCUUGUUCCCUGGACCUGUCUUCAUCCUGCAUCUCCUCAGAUGAUGUUUCUGUGACAGAAAACGGCAGUUUGAGCGCUUCAGGAGAGAAAAUAAAACGUCGUGUCAAGACUCCGUACACCCUGAAAAAAUGGCGUCCAGCUUCAUGGGUUGUUUCCACGGACACUGCCCUGGACCCGGACUUCGAGUUCAACUAUUGUGGUAGCAGCAGCAGCCAGAACCAUUUUUCUUCUGGUCCUCACAGAGCUGGAAGCAUUGGCAUGCCCAAAAUCAAUCAAUCAAAAUCCAGCAUGGCUGUGUUUUGGGUCGGAGGUGGAGCCACGGCGACCACGACCUCCGAGCCGGAUGGAAUGACCUGCUUCUAGUUUGUUUCUUAAAGAAGAGCGGAUUAAAUUUUCACUUCUUUGUCUUCCUUCUCUUCUGUUGUGAAAAUGGAUUACUGUCUGCCGCACCAUUCAGCACUAAACUGGACUUAACGCUAAAGGAAGUGACCCACAAUGCAAUGCUCCCAAGCUUAAAACUACAGGUAACUGUAGAAAGAAAUUUCAAAAACAUUGUGUUGGGGUUUGGAUUUCUUGUUGCAUCUACAUUUUUUGAUUCAGCUGGACACUUUUUGAAGGAUUGUGCUGAUUGGCCCAAUUUGACCAUCAACUUUGAUCCUGCCUGUGUAGCGCAAAUGCCCAAAAAAUGUUUGCAUGGGUGGUGAAGUGAGGGGACUCCUAACUUCUAGAUGAUUGGCUCCUGUUGUGAUUAGCCUUGUGGUUGGUGGGUGUGGUUAGUCAGUGUAUUCAGUUGCUACUGGGCGUAAAAAUCUCUAGUGCUUUUCCAAGAACAGAUUGGAUCUGGUUUGCGCACCUAGUUUUGAAAUGUUCUCAGCAUUUCGGCCAAAAUUAAAAUGGUUCGGAACCUGAAAGGUCGGUUCCCAGGUGGAACCAAAAAAUAUCAGAUUUUCCUUGGGAACUAAAGUGGGUGUGUCAUAUACUACAGGUCGCUUACAGUGGGACCACUGAAAACUGGUGGGAACAUAGGUUGAUUCGGUAGCACCAAGAUUCCAAGAGUCUUGAAUGGAAGCGGUUUAAGAACAAAUGCUAAUUUGGUGGAGAAACACUUGUGAUUUAGUGAUUUAGUUUGUUCCUAGUUGACUUUCUCCUGUGGCUGGUGAAGUGAGGGGAGUCCUUUACUUCUUGACGGCUCCUGUUAGGGUUAGGGGUUAGUUAGCGACUAGUCUUGUGGCUUAUGGACAUGGCCAGUUGCUUGUGAAUAUGGCCUUCAUCCUACUUAAUACCUACCUGAAAUUAACCAAGACUUUAAAAUCUUUUUAAAGGCAUACUACGUGGGAUUUCCCUAAAAAACAAAGUAUAGACUCAUACAAACAUCAGUCAUCACUACCACACACUAGAAAUACUCACCAGUACUGAGUACCGACACUUCCGAGUUCGAUCUACAUGAAUACCACCGGCAUUGCACCCACCCUACUCUGCCUCUGAUUGGCACGUUUGUUGGUUUGGUUGGUCAGGUUUAGGCAAGACGAGUGAGACGGUUAGACUUAGAAAAACCUGUUGGGAUCAGAGACAAUCAGAGGCAGGGCAAACCACUAACUCUAACUUCGCUCUAUAUAAACACAUAGCUAGCUUAACGCUAAGAAAACUGCGUGGAAAAUGGAGAAGGGGCCAACUUUUAAUGGUGAAUUUACGAACAGCAGUGGACAAAUCCUGCGUGGUAUGCUUUUAAAUUAAUAGUGACGUUAAGGAAGAUCCUUUCUGGAUAUUUGCUGUAGAUAUAGAAACGUCGAUAUCAAGUUUUGGAUUUGAUGUCCGUCUGCACAGUCGCCAUAUUGGAGUGGUCAAGACCCGCUAGGUAACAAUACUGAAAAAUUCAGACUGAACUAUAUAAUCGACUGUAACUAGCUUCAUUCUGAACAGAUUUUCAUGAAAUAUUUUUAAAAAGUGAAAAAAAAAUUGGUUACUGGUUGGAAUUAAUUCAGUUACUGGGGCCGGAGCUAAUCAGCUCUAUGCCAAGAGUCAAGAGUAUUUGAAAAAAAAGGUAUUUGGACGUGCAAACAGGGGAAACAUUUAAAAGAGUCACUGCUAGUCAGAGCAGCACUUUGGCCAAAAUCCAGAAUGAAAAGUGUGUGUGUGUGAGCUGGAGCAUAUAAACAAGUAUCAACACAUGCUACAAAGUACUGUCUAACAGGAAACUGGCAAGAAGUGUUGUAAAAACAACUGAUUUUUAUGUUUUCCUGUUGACAAAUUUUACAUAAACAAAGCGGAUUUAUAACAAUGUUAUAGAUAAUUACAAAUUUUUAGAGGAACCAACAAAAGCUAAUAUUGUAAAUAAUUGACAUUGAUGUUUCCUGUUCAUAGAUCGGAGCCUGCAUGUCCUAGGGGAAGUUUUUCAGAAGUAAACUUUUUGCCAGUGAUGAUAACGAACCAAAUUUCAUGAAAAUCUGUUCAGAAUUAAGUUACAGUUGAUUUAUAAUGUAGUCUGAAUCUCUCAGUGUUAUUAACUAAUGGAUCUUGACCUCACCAAUAUGGCAACCGUGCAGACGUAUAGCGGCAGGCCAAUGAGGUGUCUACGUAUCUUUAUCUAUGGACAUUCUGGCUCCUGCUACGAUUCAGCUUGCGGCUCGUCCAGUGGCUAGUCAGUGUGACCAGAAAGGAUUGAGUUAUUAGUUUUUUAAUGCACUUUAAGCAAAGUUAGUGUUAUUUAGUGAAUUAACAAACCAUAUAAAAGAGACCUUGUGCAAUUUCAACAGUAACUGACAAUUACCUAGUAAAUAUUGAGUAAAUUCUUUGUGGUUUGUGUCUUUUUACAGUGUUUUGUCUGAUUUAAAGAGCAUUUUUUUGCUUUACUCUAGCUAUGCAGUCAGCUCAUGAUGCCUCCUCCUGUUGACUAUCAACAGAUUACUGCUGGAGGAUGUUUAUUCUUCUAAUUUGCACUUUCUUUUAUGAAGUAGUCUCAACUGCCUUGUGAGGUCUGCUGUGACCGCCAUGUUAGGGCUGGACGGGCAAAGGAGGUCCAAAAAGAAACAAGAACAUUUUGGAGAAAUUGCAGAGAUAAGCCACGUUCCUGACGAGUUCGUCAAACUGUCAGCCUUGUGACCUGCGUGAGCUUGGCCACGUACAACCUCCUCAGGAACCUUUAUGGCACUGAUGAAGAGCGCAGUGCGAUGACCCUCCGAGGAGGUCUCUCUCUCAGAAAAGCCUGGUGGGUGGGUGGCUUCACUACUCUUUUAGUUAUGUAAAAUGAACUUAUUUUUAGCUACAACUCACGUGUUCUCCCCGUCUUUGUCCAGCCUUAAGACGGGUUGUGAUAAAUUGGGGGCUCGUCCGGGUCCACUCACACUUUUCUUCUUACAAGAGGAAGAUGAUGAAAGGCGAGAGGAAGAUGAAGGAUCCAACGGGACAAAAUAGGCCUUCAAACAACUCCAAAGCUGUCUUAUUUACAUGUAUUGUGUUAGUCACCAACCCAUUGUACAGUGAGUGAGGAGUUCAUCACAUGGUACAAUCUAAAGGUCUCAGUAUGCGAUAGAAAAGCUUCUACAAUGUCUGAAAAUGUCUUAGAAAGUAACUGAAUUAAAGACGUUUGGACUUUAAACCUGCAGACAUCUACUCGCACAGUUGGUCCAUUAAAUUAAUCUUAUAUAAAAGAUCCACAGCACUUUAUUUAAACCACAGUAUAAACUGCUCCUUGUGUUAUAGACCCUAAAUAUGAGUUCUGUUUAUUUUAUGUUAAAAGUGGAUGCUUACAUUUUAUAUUUUUAUGUUAUUAUGUACUAAGUAUUUUCAGUUGGCACACACAUUUUUUUGGAAUAGUUUAGUGUGACAUUUAUAAACAAUAGAAGAUACACAAGAGGCUUCUUUUUUAUUUUUAUUCUUGUUUUUUAUAACAAAGCGACUGUCAGUUUAAAGCUACAUUCAUUUUUGUUUUUAAUGGCUGAUUCUGUAUGUGUGACAACAGCUCCUUUAUCUGUGCAACUACAAUAAGUUAUUAAUAUGUAUAUGCACUUUAGUUGUUGUUAUUUUGUUGUUUAUUGUCCUAAAUUUCAGAUUAGCUUUCUCGUAAAUUAAAUUAAAAAUAAUGUGGAUCCCUUCCUGAUCCAAAUCAACAUAUAAUAUGAUUUUCCUUUUAUUGAUAUUAAGAUGCUUUCUGAAAUGUAUUUCUGUUUUGUUAUUUUUGUAUUUUCUACUGUUUCUACUGUUUUUAGAGAUGCUAAUGUGUAUAUAUGGAUGUGUCCUGAGGAUUUUGGUUUUACAUUCAGUUUGUGAAGGCAGAUGUGUGAACUAGCCCAGAGCUAACUGUACAACCCGAAUACUCUAGUAGCAGGAUGCUAACUGUUUUUUGGAACUAAGGAUAACACAUAUAUAGUUUUAUUCAACAGAUAAUAAUUUCCCACACAAAGAACUUAGCCCUGGUUAUUUGCAAGCCCUGGUUGUUAACUAGCUCAAACCCUGAUAUCAGAACCUUUUUGUUAUUUUCCUCCAGUUUCUCGGAGUCACAGCUUUGGAAAUGUGUAGUUUUAAGCUGAAACAUUUUCAACUCAUAACUUGAGAUACAAUCACAUCUGAUCUUAAGUUUGCUUUGAGUCUGAGCACACAGUUAGCGUUCUGCUAACAGCCUCAGAGUGAAAAGGGUCAAAAUCAGUUCAUGGUGAUCUUUUAUAUCGGUGAUAAUGAACUGAAAAUGUGCCAGAAAGUGAAGCACACUGGUGGGUUAUCCCUUUAAAGUCAUUUACUGCAGCUUAUAGUUAUCAUACUGCUCAUGUGUUAACGUCCUGCAUGAAAUAUCUCCACUGAAACAUUAUUUCUGUUGUCUCUUUAGCUGUCAGACGCUCAUAAACUGUAGUUAGUUUUUUACUCUGCCUGAUCAUAUCCGAGUUACUGUAUAGUAUUUCCGACAGUACAGAUGCAGUACAGAUGCAGGAUGAGGAGUUUCUGCUACGACUAACAGUGUAUUAUUGUAGAUUAAAAAAAACAAAAUAUUUAACUCAAGUUUAACUGCUGUAUCGCUCUGGUUCCUGAUUAUUCUGGGAUAUUUGAAUUUCCCCGUCUGUUGUUGAAUAUAUUGUGUACCUCUUUGUGUAUUUAUGUAUGAUAGUUUCCACUUUCCAGUAGUGUAAAUACUACAUUAUUACACAUUGUAUACUUUCAUAUGGGACCAAUUACCACUGCUGUAUACUGUUAGUGUCGUAUUCUGCCAAGAUAACAAUUCUCACUGUUCACACUCACACCGAGCAUGUUGUACAAUCCUACAGAUUAUAAAUCAGUUCUGGUGGUUCGUACAGUUUCAUCCCAACAUGUUGUUAACCUAUGUAAUAAAAAUAUCACAAGUUUAAGUUCAUCAUUGAAUAAAGUGCAGAGGAUUCAGUGUGUCAAAGUGUUUUAUUUAUGACA